AUAGAACUUCCUGUCAGGGAAUGAGGGCAGUUUUGCUUCAUAAUUCAGUAGAAAACUUGAACCAGGUCAAAUAGGUUCCUUGGAGAGAUCCUGAACUCUCAUUAACUCUUGCAGAAGAAGAUCUGCGCAUUCAGAUCUUUAGAGUCACGUUGCCUCGACAUGGCUGGCCAGGGAGACACUGAACUGAGGAUCAUUCUGGUAGGGAAGACUGGAAAUGGGAAGAGUGCUACAGCCAACACCAUCCUCGGGAGACGUCAAUUUGAUUCUAAGAUUUGUGCCAAUGCUGUUACCAAGACCUGCCAGAGAGCAUACAGGAGGUGGAAGGGGAAAAACCUUGUUGUAGUCGACACUCCUGGGCUCUUUGACACCAAGGAGACCAUGAAAACCACAUGUUUAGAGAUCAGCCGCUGCAUCCUCUACUCCUGCCCUGGGCCUCACGCCAUUAUUCUGGUUUUGCGACUGGACCGUUACACUGAAGAAGAGCAGAAAACGGUCGCUCUGAUCAAGGGUCUUUUUGGAGAGGCAGCCCUGAAGUACAUGAUCAUCUUGUUUACUCACAAAGAAGAACUUGAGGACCAGAGCCUUGAUAAUUUUGUAAAUGAAGCGGGUGAAAAGCUCAAUAGUAUUGUCUCGCAGUGUGGGAAGCGCUACCUGGCCUUUAAUAACAAAGCAGCUCUGGAUGAGCAAGAAAAUCAACUACAGCAGCUGAUAGAACUGACAGAGAAAAUGAUGACCCAAAAUGGCGGAUCCUACUUUUCUGACAAGAUAUAUAAGGACAUAGAUAGCAGGCUGAACCAAUGUCUAGAGGAACUGAAGGAGACUUAUGCUCAACAACUCACUAGUGACAUCGAAAGAAUAAAAAAGGAAUAUGCUGCUAAAUUAGAAAAAGAAAAGGCGGCACAAAUUGUUUUCGCACAGAGAAAUCAUGAUGAAAAAUUAAGAAAUUUGAAGGAAAAGGCUGAAGAGACUAUAUUUAUGUAUAUUUUCCAAAAGAUAAAAGAAAUUCUUUCAAAACUUUGGGACGAGUUGUGGUAAAUUUAAUUUAUUUAUUUUUAUUAAUGACAUUUGUUUUUGACAAUUUCAUACAAGCACACAUAUAAUGUGUUCUGAAUAUAUUAAUGACUUGCUUGGUGCUGGAAGCCAUGGCCUUGUGGACAUUUUCUAGCUUACAUAAACAAUCCUGACAGAACAUUCGUGGUCAUAACAAGAAGAAUGUUUGUGGGUAAAAAGGACACGGUGACCGUUGUCUCCAGAACCUGAAGAUUGCCACCUGACCUUCGGAGAGACCCCAGACUCUUCCCUCAUCCCUUGAAGCCUCCUCUUGCUUAUGCUCAUAUUGCUACUCCUGAAUAAAGUUUUUCAGAGCUUGA
Mus caroli (Ryukyu mouse) is the source of this 1370-nucleotide messenger RNA. Its product is annotated as GTPase IMAP family member 9. Gene Ontology annotation, molecular function: GTP binding. Lineage: Eukaryota; Metazoa; Chordata; Mammalia; Rodentia; Muridae. The record is from RefSeq and is a predicted model, not a curated record.